AACAGAUAGCUCGAUUUUGCCACUGCGCAUGCGCGCGCAAAGGACAGUGGGAAAAAUUGUUGGUAAGGAAAUUUGUUAAUACUUUUUCGUCACGUCGCGUCGUACCCGUACGUACAAAGAGCGCCUAGUUUGAAAGUGUAACCAUAAUUAUCAUUUUUAUUUUUAUCGUUUUAAGAAGUUGAGUAAUUUGUUCAGCAUGAACCUUGAAGUCACUGAUGAAGAACUUUGGGGAUGUGUCAGGCAGUUCGACGUGAAAACAUUGCAGGAAUUUCUGUCAAAAGUGGACGUUCCGAAAAGCGGUUCUAAAGACUGUCUGCAAAAGCGGCUGUUCUAUGCAUUGAAGUUGGGACUCCCCAUAGUGCCCACGGCCAGUAACGAAGAACUGAGCAGACGUGAAAGCCGGGAGAGAAAGCUUCGCUUUGGAGAACAAUUUAAGUUGCCUCACCCCCUCACUCUCGAUGGCUGGGAAGGUACAUCCGCAAAUCUUCCACCAAUUACAGAAGAAAAAGUAAACCAUUAUUUCCGGACACGAAACAAAGAACUUGAGAUAAGUACAGAUGGCAGCAAAUCUCUCGGUCAAGGAAGGAGCAUGGCAGUUUCCAGGGGCAGGGUGCACACAGUUGAACACCACCACAUCAGUGAUAUUGGCUCAGCUACAUUCGAGGACUGGUUGUACCACAAACAAGAGUUCAUGAGCAGCCAUACAUGGUGUGGAUCCUUGUAUUUAAAAAUACAGGUGUUAUACAUCAGGCAGAUUGUCAUUGCAUUGCAGGGUGAGAUUCAUGACCGUACAUAA
Molecule: messenger RNA, 796 nt
Organism: Patiria miniata (bat star)
Lineage: Eukaryota; Metazoa; Echinodermata; Asteroidea; Valvatida; Asterinidae
Exons: 3
Coding region: 197-796 (199 amino acids)
Source: RefSeq, a predicted model, not a curated record